Molecule: messenger RNA, 627 nt
Organism: Pipistrellus nathusii (Nathusius's pipistrelle)
Lineage: Eukaryota; Metazoa; Chordata; Mammalia; Chiroptera; Vespertilionidae
Source: the annotation of a GenBank genome assembly
AUGGAGGCACCCCCCGUCACGAUGAUGCCUGUCACCGGGGGCACCAUUAACAUGAUGGAGUACCUGCUGCAGGGAAGUGUUUUAGAUCACAGCUUGGAAAGCCUUAUCCAUCGCCUUCGUGGUUUGUGUGACAACAUGGAACCCGAGACUUUCCUGGACCACGAGAUGGUGUUCCUCCUCAAAGGCCAGCAGGCCAGUCCGUUUGUCCUCAGGGCCCGGCGCUCUAUGGAUAGGGCGGGCGCACCCUGGCAUCUCCGCUACCUGGGACAGCCUGAAGUGGGAGACAAAAACCGCCAUGCCCUGGUGAGAAACUGCGUGGACAUUGCAACCUCUGAGAACCUCACUGACUUCCUGAUGGAGAUGGGCUUCCGCAUGGACCACGAGUUUGUCGCCAAGGGACACCUGUUCCGGAAGGGCAUCAUGAAGAUUAUGGUGUACAAGAUCUUCCGCAUCCUGGUGCCCGGAAGCACAGACAGCACGGAGGCCUUGUCACUCUCCUACCUUGUGGAACUGAGUGUUGUUGCACCAGCCGGGCAGGACAUGGUCUCUGAUGACAUGAGGAACUUUGCAGAGCAGCUAAAACCUCUGGUUCACCUAGAGAAAAUCGACCCCAAACGGCUCAUGUGA